Sphaeroforma arctica JP610 is the source of this 432-nucleotide messenger RNA. RefSeq lists its product as hypothetical. The transcript has a single exon. Lineage: Eukaryota; Ichthyosporea; Ichthyophonida. Bases 1 to 432 code for a protein of 143 amino acids. The record is from RefSeq and is a predicted model, not a curated record.
AUGAAUGAGGUGAAAGGAAGCGCGGUUACUGCUAAAACCACCAGUGCGGAAGAGGCUCUAGCAAAGAAGCUCCGCACUGAGGUUUUGAGUUUUAUAGGGAAGUCGCCCAAGCAAGAAAAACCCAAAAUGGAUGCGGUUAUAGAUAAUUUUAGGAGUUUGGCUCAAACUACGGGUGAGCCGGUGGCCAACUUGAUCGCGCCAGUCUUAAGUGAGCCUUUGAUAAAAGCGGGUAUCAAUGCCAUGAUCAGGCAUCUGGAGUUCGGUAACAAAGUCAUGGCGGAUCUCAAGGACAUUGAAGUGGAUAUCAGAAACUUUGUGUUGAGUUGCUAUCCGCAACCAAGAGAGGGUCAUCGUAAAGAAUGCGUAUAUAUCAGGAGGUCUGCCGUUGGUAACAAAGAUGCAAAGCGACCUGCUGGUGGCACGCAAGGCUAG